Molecule: messenger RNA, 1226 nt
Organism: Olea europaea var. sylvestris
Lineage: Eukaryota; Viridiplantae; Streptophyta; Magnoliopsida; Lamiales; Oleaceae
Product: ultraviolet-B receptor UVR8-like
Exons: 9
Coding region: 151-1071 (306 amino acids)
Source: RefSeq, a predicted model, not a curated record
UUUCUGGUGCAAUUUCGAAUCGGAUACGCACUCUUUUGAUCCACCAUCAAAACGGAAAAAAUUCCCUUUCGCAGCAUCAAUUAUACAUAAAUAUAUAUUUCUCCUCAAGGGAGCAAAAUACUCAGCACUAGCAGUAUACUGGCUGCAACAAUGGCUUCGAAAACCGCAGUUAUAUCAUGGGGUUCUGGUGAAGAUGGGCAGUUAGGACUAGGAAACAAUGAAGAGAGAGAACGGGUUUGCACCAUUACAUCUCUUUUGUCAAAUGAGGUUAGCUCCGUCGUCGCCGGUAGCCGCAACUCUCUUGCAAUUUGUGCAGACGGCAAGUUAUUUACUUGGGGUUGGAAUCAAAGAGGGACACUGGGGCACCCACCGGAAACGAAAACUGAGAAUAUUCCUAGUCAAGUGAAGGCGCUUGCUAAUGUGAAAAUUGUACAGGCGGCAAUUGGUGGAUGGCAUUGCUUGGCUGUUGAUGAUCAAGGCCAAGCUUAUGCUUGGGGUGGAAAUGAGUAUGGGCAGUGUGGUGAAGAACCUGAGCGUAAAGCUGACACGGGUAAACCUGUUAGGAGGGAUAUUGUCAUACCACAAAGAUGUGUGCCAAAAUUAUCAGUUCGGCAGGUGAUACCCUGCAUGGUUUUCCAGGUAGAUAUUGCUGCUGGAGGAUGGCAUUCUACUGCAUUGACAGAUGAUGGAGAGGUAUAUGGUUGGGGCAGAGGGGAGCAUGGGAGACUUGGAUUUGGAGAUGAUAAGAGCAGCAAAAUGGUUCCUCAAACGGUUCAACUUCUAGCUGGGGAAGAUAUCGUGCAGGUGUCUUGUGGGGGUACUCACUCUGUCGCAUUAACAAAGGAUGGUCGCAUGUUUUCAUUUGGGCGUGGAGACCAUGGACGUUUAGGAUAUGGGCGUAAAGUUACUACUGGUCAUCCAGCAGAAGUUCCCAUAAACUUACCACCUCCCGUAGAUCUCAGCGGCAACGAAACGGAAGGACGUUGGUGUGCUAAACUUGUUGCUUGUGGUGGCCGCCAUACGCUGGCAAUUGUAGAAUGGAGGGCUAAUGAAUCCGAAUCAUUGCUGUGAAGAUCUCCCGUUCUGCGUAAGUGAAAAUUUUGAGAUGAGAAAUAAUAUUUAAGGCAGGAAAAAAAAAUGGAACUUGAGAGGGAUGAUAAAACUAUUUGAAUACUUUGUUUUGCAUCAACGACAAUGCAAUAGACCAUAUUUUACUCUUUUGCAUU